Molecule: messenger RNA, 706 nt
Organism: Phragmites australis (common reed)
Lineage: Eukaryota; Viridiplantae; Streptophyta; Magnoliopsida; Poales; Poaceae
Exons: 1
Coding region: 71-706 (211 amino acids)
Source: RefSeq, a predicted model, not a curated record
UAACGCUCCAACUAUCAUUCUUGAGGCGGUCGCAUCGCAGGACCUGUGGAUUUGGCAUGCAUUUUUCGGCAUGCCUGGUUCGCUAAACGACAUCAAUGUCCUCCACCGAUCACAUCUCCUCGACGACUUAGCCGCCGGACAGGCACCGAAGGUUAAUUACACAAUCAAUGGUCACGACUACACAAUGGGUUACUACCUUGCUGACGGAAUUUACCCGGAAUGGGCCACGUUUGUGAAGCCCAUUCCGGCUCCUGUCGGCCGCAAGCGGCAACACUUUGUCGUGCAACAAGCGGCGGCCCGCAAGGACGUGGAGCGCGUCUUCGGAGUACUCCAGUCGCGGUUUCCUAUUGUUCGAGGGGCAACAUGGUUGUGGGACGAGGAAACCUUGUCCGCCAUCAUGACCGCAUGCAUAAUCAUGCACAACAUGAUUAUUGAAGACGAGCGCGAAGACGACGAUGUGGACUACGUGUACGAGGGAGCAGGUGAAGACGUGCAGGCUUCUCACGACGUGACGCCACCAUUGAUGGUCUUGAGCCAACGGUACAAUGCAAUUCGAUGCAAGCAGGCACAUGUUCAUCUCCGGGAAGACCUUGUCGAACACCUUUGGCAGUUACACGAGGCGACGUGUAGCGGCAUGGUACUAAUUGGAUGCUCUAUGUUUCUGCAUUCGCUACCUUGUGCAAUCGGUAUGGAGCUGCAUGUUUAG